Messenger RNA from Guyanagaster necrorhizus, 1119 nucleotides. RefSeq names its product FMN-linked oxidoreductase. Gene Ontology annotation, cellular component: cytoplasm. Gene Ontology annotation, molecular function: dihydroorotate dehydrogenase activity. The record is from RefSeq and is a predicted model, not a curated record. Lineage: Eukaryota; Fungi; Basidiomycota; Agaricomycetes; Agaricales; Physalacriaceae. Gene Ontology annotation, biological process: UMP biosynthetic process; 'de novo' pyrimidine nucleobase biosynthetic process. The transcript has 2 exons. The coding region runs from base 40 to 1053 and encodes 337 amino acids.
CACGUUUCGGUCACUUCUGAAGGCUUUGACAACGCCGACAUGACAAAAAUCAAUACUAUCACAGUAUUUCCACCGUUGAUCAACUCGUCCUGUGCUUGGGCAGGCGAUUUCAACCAGCUAGAAGCCCUCUACAAUUGCCCAUUUACUGGUGCAGUUACUACCCGUACCGCUUCCUUGCAUGGAUACAAAGAUAAUGAGAACGGCGCAGUCGCAUUCUCAAUAACGUCCAUCACCUCACUCAACUCUUAUGGUUACUCCCCCUAUCCUCUAUCGUACUAUAUCUCUUGGAUAGAAACCAUCCUCAAGGCUGCAUCAUCCAAUUCACACAAAGCCUUCAUCAUAAGCGUGACCGCCACUACUUGGCCAGAGCUUGAAUCUGCUAUUGCCGCCAUCCAAUCUCUUCGGACAAAUAUUGGGGACCGUCAACUUGGUGUUACCUCCAGAAUCGCCGUCGAGCUCAAUACAAGCUGCCCAAACAUCCCAGGGUCGCCACCGAAAGGAUACAUAUUCGAUGACCUCCGAGAGCUGCUGAACGGACUCGAGAUGGAGAACCGUCGAGACCCUACUUUGACCAUCGGCCUCAAGCUCCCGCCGUACGUGCAUCAACAGCAGUUCAAGGACGUGCUAAAUGUCCUGACCGACUUCUCCACCGCUACGAUGGGUGCGGGGGGCGUGAUGAAGAAACGCAGCCCGUUUGCCUUUUUGACGUGCACGAAUACGUUGGGGAACUCGUUGCUGUACCCGGAUCAGGUGGCACAUAACGAGAGUACGAGUGGUAGCGACUUUGCGGUUCCGACUGGACUGGGUGGGUUGGCCGGCGAGUCACUGCAUGCUCUUUCGUUGGGGAAUGUGUUUACAUUCCACAAACUGCUGCAUGUAAACAGGCCGAAGGAGUACGAUGGGCUUGAGAAGAUGGUGAUCAUUGGUGUAGGUGGCGUGACAAGCAGGCAGGCUGUGGAGAGAAUGAAUAGAGCUGGCGCUCAAGUCGUUGGGUGUGCAACGUUCCUCGGAAAGGAGGGCAUCAAAGCCUUUCAGAUAUUGUCGAGGGAGUGAUCGUGGUAUCAAAUCGGUGUACAUACUUGUGUGUUAUGAAUAAAUUGUACAUGAGUUAUUAAUAUG